AUGGAGACUGCAGAACCCGUGGCCUACGACUUUCCCUCCCAUGGCGUCGGUCGUCGCAUGAUGACCUCCAGUAUCAACCAUAACUUUUCCUUCUACGCCAACCCGCCAGCAUCUUUCCCACUCCCCUUCCACCAGUCUUCCUCUGCACCCUACGGAUUCAGCCAUACCCUCAGUCACCACCAUCACCACCACCACCAACACCCUCACUACCAACCAUUCUUCGUCCCCAAUCAUCAGCCGUUGAGCUCUCCGCCCGUGCGCCUGUCCUCCGAACCACCUACUCAGCCCAUCCCGGACAUCCGUCCGGCCAAAAACGCCGUCCAUCGACUUCCCCGAGACUCCCUGGUCAAGGACGACCUCCACUCCCACUCGCAGUCUCCCACCGGCCAUUCUCCAACUGGCUCCUCCGCCCUGGCCAAGAACUGCUGCGCAAACGAAGUCGAGUUCUCCACCGAGGUCGAUAUCCUCAUGAAAGCCAUCCAGGCCAAGGCCACCCCCCAGACGUCGACUACGCAGUCGCUUCCGCCCCUUCAACAGAUCACCCACGCGGGGAACAAUGGCUUUCCCCAGCCCUACGCCAUGCCCGCCUCCGCCAACCCGCGCUCUACCGUCGUGGUUGACGAGCAGCCCGCGCGGUCAGGCAAGAAGCGCAAGUAUACCUGCACUCUGCCGAACUGCGGGAAGAGCUUUGCGCAAAAGACCCAUCUCGACAUUCAUAUGAGGGCGCAUACCGGGGACAAGCCGUUUAUCUGCAAAGAGCCCUCGUGUGGCCAGCGUUUCUCCCAGCUGGGGAACCUCAAGACCCAUCAACGCCGCCAUACCGGCGAAAAGCCCUUCUCCUGUGAUAUCUGCCAGAAGCGCUUCGCCCAGCGCGGCAACGUCCGCGCGCACAAAAUUACCCACCAACACGCGAAGCCGUUUACCUGCCUGCUGGACGACUGCGGGAAGCAAUUCACGCAGCUGGGAAACCUCAAGUCCCACCAGAACAAGUUCCACGCCACGACGCUUAAAGACCUCACCCUGAAGUUCUCGCAGAUGUCCGAGAACGAGCCCAUGACCCCGCACGACCGCAAGCUCUGGGAGUACUUUGCCACCCUGUACAAGAACAGCAACAAGGGCAUCAAGGGCCGCGGCAAGGACCGGCGCAUCUCGCCCUCCUCUAAGUCGGGCAGUCGGCAGUCCUCGGCCGCGAGCGAGGAGAAGCUGCGGCGGUCGAGCUUUGAGGAUUCGUCUGUGUAUACUGGUGGUUCCAGUGAUGAGGAGGAUGCGGAUCAUUACUAUAUUGAUCGACAGAGUCAUUGA
This is a messenger RNA of Aspergillus terreus NIH2624, 1302 nucleotides long. RefSeq lists its product as uncharacterized. The record is from RefSeq and is a predicted model, not a curated record. Gene Ontology annotation, biological process: regulation of transcription by RNA polymerase II. The transcript is spliced from 4 exons. Gene Ontology annotation, cellular component: nucleus. NCBI's taxonomy places the organism in Eukaryota, Fungi, Ascomycota, Eurotiomycetes, Eurotiales, Aspergillaceae. Gene Ontology annotation, molecular function: RNA polymerase II cis-regulatory region sequence-specific DNA binding; DNA-binding transcription factor activity, RNA polymerase II-specific. Bases 1 to 1302 code for a protein of 433 amino acids.